Messenger RNA from Nerophis lumbriciformis (worm pipefish), 1693 nucleotides. It is a transcript of the gene comtb, whose product is annotated as catechol-O-methyltransferase b. Gene Ontology annotation, biological process: dopamine metabolic process; catecholamine catabolic process; developmental process. The record is from RefSeq and is a predicted model, not a curated record. NCBI's taxonomy places the organism in Eukaryota, Metazoa, Chordata, Actinopteri, Syngnathiformes, Syngnathidae. Gene Ontology annotation, molecular function: catechol O-methyltransferase activity.
GUUUGGACACUUUUGCUUCCAGCGUGGGAGAACACACGGACUUCUGACAACCCCCAUACUGUAUGCAGAAAGAUAAUGAAAGCGGGAACAGCAUCACUGCAUGGUAACCACCCAUCUCAUUAGCCUUUCACAAAGGAAGAAAAGCUAGGGAUGUGGUGGAUCCUUGGUUACUGCACCGGUGGAGUGGCCCUUCUCUAUGCGCUGUACAGAUGGGUGAUCCCCAGUCUUGUGCAAUAUCACGGAGGCCUGGCGCUCAUUUGGCACGAUGUGAUCGUGGAACGGAUACUGGACACGCUGACCCGGUCCACACGUCCUCAGCGGCUUCUUGCUGCAGUACAGAAGAACGCUACCAGAGGGAACCCUCUCAGCGUGGUCAAAGCCAUUGAUGAGUUUUGCAGUCACAGUGAGUGGGCCAUGAACGUGGGGGAUGAGAAAGGCUGCAUUGUGGACUCGGUGGUGUCUGAUAUAAACCCGGUUAACGUGCUGGAGCUGGGCACGUACUGCGGGUACUCCACGGUGAGGAUCGCCAGCAUGUUGCAGCCUCACGCCAAGAUCUUCACGCUUGAAUUUAACCCGGAAUAUGCCGCUAUCGCUCGGCAAAUAUUUGCCUGGGCAGGUGUGGAGGACAAGCUGCAAUUAAUCGAAGGAGAUUCUGGCGAGUGGAUCCCUAAACUUAAGGAGAAGUUUGGAGUGGAAACCUUUGACUUGGUUUUCUUGGAUCACUGGAAGGAUCGUUACCUUCUCGACACCAAACUGAUAGAGGAGUGUGGUCUCCUGAGGAGAGGGAGCGUCCUGCUAGCAGACAAUGUAAUCUGUCCUGGUGCUCCAGACUACCUGCAGUACGUAAGAAGUAGUCCUAAGUAUGAAAGCCGGUACUUCCGAUCUCACUUGGAGUAUACCAAAGCAGAAGACGGCCUGGAAAAGUCGGUCUUCUUAGGGUAGUUUUUGGGUCAUUUUAAUGUGCAUUACACAAGUACUACUGGUACUUUAACUAGUGUAGACCAAGGGUGUCCAAACUUUUUGGCUUGGGGCCACAUUGGGCUAAAACAUUUUGGUCGUUUGCUGAAAGCAGACGGCAUGUAAAGUACCGAUAUAUACACAUAUAGCCACACACACAUACAUAUACACCAGGGGUGUCAAAUGUACGGCCCGAGGGCCGGAUCAGGCCCUUGAACAGGUUUUAUCCGGCCCGCGGGAUGAGUUUGCUAAGUAUAAAAACUAACUUGAAAUGUUUGAAUGAAAGAAACAACUGUUCUAAAUGUGUCCACUGGAUGUCGCAUAAGCAAUUUUUUGUAUCUUUGUAGAUGAUGCUACAUAUGUACAAAAUAAACCACAUGAUGUUCGUACAUCAGUCGAGGAAAAUGAUCAAACUACAUAAAUAACAACCUGUAAUUUGAUUUUGAUAUAAUUUUUUUAUCUUAAUAGACACCAAUGAGUUGACUGAUGAACAUUAUCACAUAAUUUAUUCAGAAAAUAUAAAUAACGACAAAUAAAUGAUUAACCGCAACAGGUAAGUGUAAAAAAAACAACUAACAACAUUAUGAUUUGUACAUUUGUGCUUGUUCUAUUUUUAAACAAAGAAAACAAUCCGAAGUUGUCUUUAUUUUUAAGUUAUCAUGCAGUGAUUUUACCAGUCCGGCCCACUUGGGAGUAGAUUUUUCUCCAUGUGGCCCUCAAUCUAAAGUUAGUUUGA